Messenger RNA from Necator americanus (New World hookworm), 390 nucleotides. RefSeq lists its product as uncharacterized. Gene Ontology annotation, biological process: regulation of transcription by RNA polymerase II. Gene Ontology annotation, molecular function: transcription coregulator activity. The transcript has 4 exons. The coding region runs from base 1 to 390 and encodes 129 amino acids. The record is from RefSeq and is a predicted model, not a curated record. NCBI's taxonomy places the organism in Eukaryota, Metazoa, Nematoda, Chromadorea, Rhabditida, Ancylostomatidae. Gene Ontology annotation, cellular component: mediator complex.
AUGUCAGACCGACUGACACAAUUGCAAGAUCUUAUUAAUGAGUUGGCAUCGUUUAUGACGAAUGCGAUUGGUGUAUUGCAGGCCACCGCUCCUCCCUGUGAUUUCGAUCGCAGCAAUCCAGAACUGGAGGAAGAAACAAAUUGUCAGUUGUUUGCGGCACAUAUAGCUAGGACGGCGAAGGAUGUUGAGGUUCUAAUUGAUUCAUUCCCGAUUGAGGAUGCUGGAAAUGGAGAUACCGUAGAACAAUUACUACAAGUGGAUGCAGAAAGAUCGAAAGUGGCUCGUGAAUUAGAAUGCGUUGUUGGCGAGGGAGAGGAUCUCGUACAACGCAUCCAACAAAAACUUUCAGAUAUUGCACGCGUUCAGAUAAUGUCUAGACCUUCUUGUUGA